GCGAAACGGAACUCUGCCUGGCAUGUCGCAUCCGCACACCCUCGUCCUUCACAUAUGGCCGGGACGCUGGGGUCUCAUAUCCGUGGACCCGGCCUGUCUAGCAGCCGCAUUGUACUUGCAACUCACUAUCCCCGGCGAGUUCUCUGUUGCAGAAUGCACGAACCCGGAUCUAUCUCCUAGUGGCAAACUGCCUUUUCUAACUGAUGGAAUGCACUCCGUCUCUCCCCUGGCAUCCAUCAUGAAGUUCGUCUCGUACCGGAGACUCGGCGAGUCACCCUCGGAGAGCGCUGACCAUAGGGUCAACGAUUUGGAUGCCAUCCUGAAUGUCCACGAGAGGGCGCAGAAGGCGGCGUGGUGCGCUCACAUAGAGUCGCAGCUUGGAGACCUUCUGGGCCAUGCAAUGUACGCCAUGCAAGUCAACUGGCGUGAGCUCGUCCACCCCACGUUUGCUAUGAUGCUGCCCGUACCUCAGCGCUAUUAUGUCCCAGGACGUCUGCGAGACACAUACAAGUCUCGCUUGGAAUCAUCUGACCUGUGGGAUGUUUCUGGCGAGGAGGUCGAGGAGAAGCCGAAAUUCGGCGAGAAAAAGAAGGAAGAACCAAAGGAGCACCAGUUCAAGCGAGUGUUCCAAAGGGACAAGAUAGUAGAGAAGGCCAGAGACAUUCUGGACAUCUAUGCGAGACUGCUCGGAGACAAGUCAUUCUUUUUCCAUGAUCGGCCAACGACUUUGGAUAUUGUGUUAGCCGCCCAUAUACUUCUUCUCAUCGAGCCACCCUAUCCAGACCCUCUUUUGAAGUCACUCGUGAACGAGUCCUACCCUCGCCUCGCCUCGCACGCCCGAUCCGUGUACUCGGCCGCUUUCCCCGUGAGCGAGUCUUAUCCACCUCUGGCUUCGUCUAGCCAAUCCUCGCUCCGAGCACUCCUUCCCUCGUUCAGUUGGAGUAGUGUCCGUCCUGCAUCAGCCCCGAAGAACACCAAAGAGGAUAGCAAGAUUGACUUGUGGACGCUGGGGUGGAUCGCUCUCGCUACUAUCGGUACCAUCGGGUUUUGGGCAGUCGCUGGACCAAGAAUCACGUUUGUGGUUGCAGUAGAUGAUGAGGACGAGGUAAACGAGUUGGAUGAGGCGGAAGAUGACGCACCGGAGAAUCCACCGAUAUCUGACGAUGAAGGAGGGGUAUCGUAAUGGGACAAUAUCGAUCUACGUAUAGCUUAUUACCUUCGAAUGUGAAUUUCAGCAUCCACAGUGGAUUUGACGGGUCGCGGCAGGACCCCCGAUAAUUGGUA
Messenger RNA from Gloeophyllum trabeum ATCC 11539, 1284 nucleotides. RefSeq lists its product as uncharacterized. The transcript has 5 exons. Gene Ontology annotation, cellular component: SAM complex. Bases 23 to 1183 code for a protein of 386 amino acids. Gene Ontology annotation, biological process: mitochondrion organization. Lineage: Eukaryota; Fungi; Basidiomycota; Agaricomycetes; Gloeophyllales; Gloeophyllaceae. The record is from RefSeq and is a predicted model, not a curated record.